ACAUUUCACCCCACCAUAAUUGAAACUGGCAUGGUCUCAUUUCUCCUGUUUACUCUUACUAAGCUUCAGAUGGCCUCCACGAAACAGGUAACAAGGCUUCUCAGUCUCAAUGCAUCAAAAACGCAUUUCUACGGAGUUCCGAUAUUUAAAUAUGAUGAUCCAAGUAUCACUACGGGUUUUCUAGUGGUCUCAAAUCGCCUACUCUUUAUGAGUUCGGUUCUCUCACCUUCUCCACCAAUUCGCGCUCGGCAACCUCAUUCUCUGGUUCAUCUUCAAUCUAGCGCAACUAGAAAUGGACUCAAGCAACAUAACCUCAGCGACCCGCGUAUUCCCGCUAAGCGCAUGAUUGUCGCCCUCGAAUAAUUGAGCCCGCCUGUUUCCCUUAUCGCCCUACAUAUUGUACAACCUCUCGGAACACGAGGAACUUAAUGUAGUAACACCGGUACCAUGUAACAGGAGAACAAAUCGCGGGGCGAUGUGGCGAAUCCCAUCCAUCUCGGCCGUCUGGCUCACCACGGUGACGCGCCCGAUAACACGCUCAUCACUUCCGCGGACUGUAAAUACCGGCGAACCUCCGAAUUAUCAUCCGAUUAAUACGAAACAAUUUAACCCAUAUAAAUCUUGGAGGUAGCUCGCCGCCGCUCGGACAUCCGUUAAGUAGUACCGAUUGCGCGCCCGGCACCGGUAGGCCAGACGCAGCACCGGAACUCCAGUUCCCAAGGCGGCGGACUUUGUGUCCAAUGACAGGUAAAUGGAACUAGGGCCUACAACAGGUAUUUCGCUGGAGCUGGGGACACAAAAUCUGUCAGCAUAGGGUUGCCACCAUAACCACCGCGUUGGGUGUUUGAUUUCAGCGGAGAAAGUUCGAUGUGUUUAUGCGUGGAAUACCCAUUGUCUAUAUUGCUGUAUAAAAUUGUUGCUAAUAUUUGAAGCUUCAUCAGGUCCGACAUUCAUUCCAUUUCUAAGGUGGCGAAAUGGGAUGACGAUAAUGCUACCCAUCCACUUUUGAGAUACUCGUCUCAUCUACGGAAGAUACCUUACAGGCAUUCUCAAUCGUUGCUACCGAACAGUCGCAUUAAAAAAUUCAUUUAUGACAAAGUACUCGGGUAGAUAAAGUGGCGUGUUAAGCAUUAAUCAUUAUGAUUCACCUUCGGCUUAGAAUACCAAUAUGGAUUCAAGGACCAAUGGGCGAAUAUAAGUGUCUACCUCCCAAGAACUUGUCAUAAUACACCAGUCUUAUGACUCGGAGCCGCGGACAAUGUUGAAGCCGUAUUACCAUAUUAAUCCCUUCUUAUCAACAUGGCCUCGUGUCGGCUAUUCCGUUUCGAGAUGAUGCGAGCUGGUAUUGGUCAACAAGGUGGUCAUUGAGAAAAGAGGCCGCCUUCCAGUUUCCAUCACAUAGCUAGGCAAACUUCAGGUUGUGUAUUUACUGGCUUAAUCAUAAAAUGAACCAGCUUGUCCUGGUAGCUUUAGGCAUCUGCCGAGGCGAAUAAUCAGAUAAAAAUAAGUAGGUGCCAAGCCGAGGAAAUGUAGAAGUUAUUAUAAUCUUAGUCAGAG
Molecule: messenger RNA, 1557 nt
Organism: Hypoxylon trugodes
Lineage: Eukaryota; Fungi; Ascomycota; Sordariomycetes; Xylariales; Hypoxylaceae
Exons: 1
Coding region: 31-363 (110 amino acids)
Source: RefSeq, a predicted model, not a curated record